Messenger RNA from Panicum hallii, 1356 nucleotides. Its product is annotated as cytokinin riboside 5'-monophosphate phosphoribohydrolase LOG. The coding region runs from base 238 to 984 and encodes 248 amino acids. The transcript has 7 exons. Gene Ontology annotation, molecular function: hydrolase activity, hydrolyzing N-glycosyl compounds. The record is from RefSeq and is a predicted model, not a curated record. Lineage: Eukaryota; Viridiplantae; Streptophyta; Magnoliopsida; Poales; Poaceae. Gene Ontology annotation, biological process: cytokinin biosynthetic process. Gene Ontology annotation, cellular component: cytosol; nucleus.
CAGCAGCAGCAGCAGCAACAAAGCCUUCCCAGUCCCAGUCGUCGGAGCACUCGCGAUUUCCCGUGUCCACCUCCAACCCAGCUGCCUACUCUCCUUCCCUCCCGCUACGCCCACGCGCCCACCUACCCAAAACAACCGCGCGGCCCUCCGCCCUCGACUCCCUCGGUGCCACCUCUUUGGAGUUCGGACAUCGAUCGGCAGCUACAGGCUCCCACCUCCAGCACGGCGGCGGCGGCGAUGGCAAUGGACGCGGUUGUAGCCGAGAAGAGCGGCGGCGGCGCCGGAGCUGCCGUGGCUGCCGCAGCCGCAGCCGCGCAGGCGGGGAACGGCGGCGAGACGAGGUCCCGGUUCCAGCGAAUCUGCGUGUACUGCGGCAGCGCCAAGGGCCGCAAGCCCAGUUACCAGGACGCCGCCGUCGAGCUCGGCAAGGAGCUGGUGGAGAGGGGCAUAGACCUGGUCUACGGGGGCGGAUCCAUCGGCCUCAUGGGGCUGGUCUCUCAUGCAGUUCAUGAUGGAGGGCGCCAUGUGAUUGGGGUCAUCCCAAGAUCCUUGAUGCCCAGAGAGGUAACUGGUGAACCUGUUGGGGAAGUAAGGGCAGUCUCCGGUAUGCACGAGAGGAAAGCUGAGAUGGCUCGAUUUGCUGACGCUUUCAUAGCAUUACCUGGCGGCUACGGGACUCUGGAGGAGUUGCUUGAGGUCAUCACCUGGGCGCAACUAGGAAUCCAUAAGAAGCCGGUUGGCCUUCUGAACGUGGACGGGUUCUACGAUCCGCUGCUAUCCUUCAUCGACAUGGCUGUGAACGAAGGGUUCAUAAAGGAGGACGCACGGCGCAUCAUCAUCUCGGCUCCUACCGCGAAGGAGCUUGUUCUCAAGCUUGAGGAGUAUGUUCCCGAGUACGAGGUCGGUUUGGUGUGGGAGGAUCAGAUGCCGGCGGCGGCGCACGGCUUCGCCCCGGAGCUGGAGCCCGGGAUCGCCUCCUCCUGAUCCGGACGCCGGCGCGCCCACACCUAACCAGAUUCUGACCGGCAGCCGGCCCCCCAAGCAAGUAGUAGCAUCUCUAACAAAGAAGAACGCGACGUUCUAGCUCUAGCUCUCUCUCUCUCUCUCGCCGCCUGCAAUUGUUCUCUUUUGGGACGGAUAGCGGUGUUGAUCCUUAGCAUCUUAUUAGUAGCUGCGCUGCAGCGCCUGCUCUCGCUGUCAUGGCUGCUCCCCCUUUUGCUCCUAGAAGUAGGAAGGAACGCAUGUAAAUUCCUCCCGGUAUGUCGCUAUUCCGAUUGCUCGCACGUGUGACGGAUGGAUGGAAACAUGGAUCAAUGGAUGUAUUUUGUCCGGAACCCGUGCAAAUGAUUCGUUCAU